CUCAGCAUUAUAAAAUUUAAUCAAUUAUUCCAGAAAUAAUGAAAUAUAUAUUAUUUGACUAAAAUCAAUAGCAGGCAAAGCGCAUUUGGAAGGUGAAAUGGGCGCUAAGAAACAGCCUAAUGCCCAGCAUUAGCAAGCAAUUACGCGAAGUUGGUCUAGUCUACUCCCCGCCUUUACCCUUUCGUGCUGUCUCCAAAACCAGCAGAGAAUGACAGACGUUUGAUUGUGGGAAACCUCGUAGAAGACUUGCUUGAUGAAAAAAGAUGGGAAGGGAGCAGUAAAUACUUGGACGGAAAGUUGCAAAGAAACAGCGCAAAAUACAGGCAGCGGGCUAGUGAACAAGGUACAAGGCCUAUUCAAGGCUGAACGACACAAACAAACCAAUGUCCUGCACUGGUACUGUACUGCAAAGCAAAUACGACGAGACCAAGAGAGUGCAGUGAGCUUCCAGCAAUCACCAGCUACACCUCAUGCUGAGCACAAUGCUGCUUCACUUUUCUUUCAUUUUCUGAGUGGUCAUGCGCCUGGGCAUCCAGGUAUGACUCCUUCAGCCUCGUUCCGACAACUUCCGUAUGCGAAGGCGCGGCUGAAUAAAUAGCAAUGACCUCACUGCCCAGCGCGUUUCAUUUCGACAAUUUGUAUCUUUACUAUCCACGCAUUCACAAGUUUAUCUUUUUACUAUAGACACAUAUACUAAAACAAAAGACAAACCAAAUGGCUUUACGAAUAAGCACUCCGCGUAUCAUCUGCGGCUCGGUCGCCAUAGCUAUCGGUGCUUACACUGUAGCGGCAUAUAGAAGCAUAUCGACGGUGCCUCAAAAAAGUCUGAAAUGCAGUCUCACAGUCUCCGACGCAUUCAGCACAUCACAUACUUACACUAAGUUGAUCAACCCUAAGAGCCAUGGGUUUGCCAAAGAUUCAAGAUCUAUUUCCUUGAGACUGCCAAAGGACAAAGCCGCGAGUUACUCAGAUGAGAUGCUUCUCAGUGCGGCUCUCAGGGGAUUCUUUGGGGGUUGGGUAUUUAGUCCUGAACGCAUUGCCCUUGGGUUACUUAACAUAGGAGUGGGACCAUUUCCAGGAGUAUCUCCCGCGACGCCAAGCCCUUCUAUAUCGAAGGUCUCCCAGCUCUCUAGUGCGCACAUCGCGCGGCCGCCAACAACAUUUUACAACGCUUUCCAAGUUGUUCAUUCUAAUAUUGCAGAUGGAUCUAAGCCAUCAUCUGACAGUAUAGUAGAUGUUGCUUUUGGGUCGCCAACCAGCGGAUUCUCGGGAUGCCAUCGUCUGUGCCUCAACCGUCAACCUACAGAAGAUGGGGCGGAUGAGACGAUCAAUAUUGCUCUUGAGUGCGUCGCUGGCAAUCCGUCACAGGAUAAGAGAGUGGGCCCUGGGGUAGUAAUGGUAUUUCACCGUGCCUAUGCCGAUUUGCUAUUCCGCGACGCAGUGGCAGAGGUAAAAAGGCAGACUUCGGCGCAAGUAUCUUCAUGAACCGGACACGCAAAGGAUCGUCCACUGUAUAAUAAAUACUCACCACACCUUUUAUAGAAAGACAUACUCUGAAUUAAUUAACAUGUGUAAAUAUCUCUAUUAAGACAAAAGACAUUACAGGUCGUCAUGAGC
This is a messenger RNA of [Torrubiella] hemipterigena, 1617 nucleotides long. Lineage: Eukaryota; Fungi; Ascomycota; Sordariomycetes; Hypocreales; Clavicipitaceae. The record is from the annotation of a GenBank genome assembly.